Messenger RNA from Bufo gargarizans (Asiatic toad), 1866 nucleotides. Its product is annotated as zinc finger protein 260-like. The coding region runs from base 23 to 1591 and encodes 522 amino acids. The transcript has 3 exons. Lineage: Eukaryota; Metazoa; Chordata; Amphibia; Anura; Bufonidae. The record is from RefSeq and is a predicted model, not a curated record. Gene Ontology annotation, biological process: regulation of immune system process; negative regulation of transcription by RNA polymerase II; regulation of cytokine production.
CAAGGACCUGUACAAGGAGGCCAUGAUGGAGGAGCACCAGCCUCUUAUAUCACAAGAAAAUCCCAGUAAGAAAUGUGAAAAUGUCAUGUUACCACUAGAUGAAGAUAUCCUGCAGCGCUCUUCAGGAGAAAACCUCAUUACCCUAAAUGUACAUCCAGGACUUCACAGUACAGAUCUAUCAUAUAAUCCUCCUAAUUAUGAGGAACCUUCUCUGAACCAAUCACAGAUUGUUACCGCAAGUACAAGUCAGAAAAGGAUUAAAAGGUUUAAUUGUGGUAAAGAAUCCACAAACAGCUCAGGACUUUCUACACACCGAAGACGUCACAAAGGAGAGAAAAUGUAUUCAUGUUCAGAAUGUGGGAAAUGUUUUACACGAAAAUCUAUUCUUGUUAUACAUGAGAGAAUUCACACAGGAGAGAAACCAUAUUCAUGUUCAGAAUGUGGGAAAUACUUUACCCAGAAAGUAAAUCUUGUUACACAUGAGAGAAGUCACACAGGAGAGAAGCCAUAUUCAUGUACAGAAUGUGGGAAAUGUUUCACAGUUAAAUCACAUCUUGUUAUACAUCAGAGAUGUCACACAGGAGAGAAAGCAUAUACAUGUUCAGAAUGUGGGAAAUGUUUUAGAGAUAAAUCAAAUCUUAUUAAACAUAAGAGAAGUCACACAGGAGAGAAACCAUAUUCAUGUUCAGAAUGUGGGAAAUGCUUUAGACAAAAAUCACAUCUUAUUACACAUGAGAGAAGUCACACAGGUGAGAAGCCUUAUGCGUGUUCAGAAUGUGGAAAAUGCUUUACAGAGAAAUCAAGUUUUGUUAGACAUGAGAGAAGUCACACAGGAGAGAAACCAUAUUCGUGUUUAGAAUGUGGGAAAUGUUUUACAGAGAAAUCAAAUCUUGUUAAACAUGAGAGACGUCACACAGACGUGAAGCUGUAUUCGUGUUCAGAAUGUGGGAAAUUUUUUACACAGAAAUCCAAUCUUGUUGCACAUAAGAGAAGUCACACAGGAGAGAAGCCAUAUUCGUGUUCAGAAUGUGGGAAAAGUUUUUCAGAUAAAUCAAGUCUUCUAAAACAUAAGAGGAAUCACACAGGAGAGAAGCCGUAUUCAUGUUCAGAAUGUGGGAAAUCUUUUAAACAGAAAGCAGAUCUUGUUAGACAUGAAAGAUGCCACACAGGAGAGAAGCCAUAUUCAUGUUCAGAAUGUGGGAAAUAUUUCCCACGGAAAUCAUAUCUUGUUAUACAUGAGAGAUAUCACACAGGAGAGAAGCCGUAUUCAUGUUCAGAAUGUGGGAAAUGUUUCACACAGAAAUCACAUCUUGUUACACAUGAGAGAAGUCACGCAGGAGAGAAAGCAUUUACAUGUUUAGAAUGUGGGAAAUGUUUCACACGUAAAUCACAUCUUGUUACACAUGAGAGAUGUCACACAGGAGAGAAAGCAUACACAUGUUUAGAAUGUGGGAAAUGUUUUAGACAAAAAUCGCAUCUUGUUACACAUGAGAGAAGUCACACAGGAGAGAAGCCAUAUUCAUGUUCAGAAUGUGGGAAAUGUUUUACAGAUAAAUCAGGUCUUCUAAAACACAAGAGGAAUCACACAUGAGAGAAGCUGCAUUCAGAAUGAGAAAAAUGUUUUUGCUUCUAAACCCAUAAUUAGGGUCAUUAGUUAAGUCACACAAGAGAGAAGCCAUAUGGCCACAAUAUAACGAAACAAUAUAUCACUGGGUCAUAGACAUUGUUUUUAUUUCAGGUUGUAUAUUUGGAGUGAUUGCAGGUGGCUGAGUGUGGUUUUAAGCAGAGAUUCUUGAAGGUUAAAGGGAACCUGUCACCAAAAAAAUCGCUUACUAAGCUGUUAAUAGUACCUUAUAGUGCUGCAGA